Molecule: messenger RNA, 1367 nt
Organism: Neurospora hispaniola
Lineage: Eukaryota; Fungi; Ascomycota; Sordariomycetes; Sordariales; Sordariaceae
Product: ribonuclease H2, subunit B
Exons: 1
Coding region: 413-1264 (283 amino acids)
Biological process (GO): RNA catabolic process
Cellular component (GO): ribonuclease H2 complex; nucleoplasm
Source: RefSeq, a predicted model, not a curated record
CUCCUCCUCCUCCUCCUCCUCCAAGACCAAGUCCAAGAGCACCACCUCCAGCAACAGCUCAAUCUACACCCUCGCGCCUGAAGUCGAAUCUCCUCCCAGCAUCUUCAUCCUCCCCAAGUCCGCCACCCCCCAAUCCCGCAUCGUCACCCUCCAGAACCCGCGCUAUGCCAAACCUACGCGCUACCUCGUCUGCCCCGACUCGGGCAGCUUCUACGAGUUCACCAAGAUCGCCGCGGCCCAACAGAAAUCCCCACGCAGCUGGCUAAUCGACAGCGCCAAACUCCCAGACGGCACCACCGCCAUCACCCCCGCGCAAACCGCAAAGGACUCGGAGCUCUACGUAGCCACGCAAAUCGACCCCCUCUUUCUCGUGCUGCCCGCCCUAGCAGCAGCAGACAAGAAGCAGCAGCGCAUGUUCCUCUCGAGCGACGACCACUUUGACGCCGUAUCGGAACAGGACAGUGACGGGAAGCGGCAGAACCACCUUUUGGAAGUGCUUAAAUGGCCUCAAGCGCGGAACCUGCUAGAGAAGCGUAUGGCGGCCGUUUGCGACACCGUAGAGGCGGGCGAUGAGACCAUGUUCCGGUUGAACGAGAGUAAACUCGUCGAGGAGCUAUUAUCGAAAGCCAAGCGCAUGAGUGAAGGUGGUCUGCCCAAGAGUAUGGAAGAGAAGUUUGUUGCGAAAGCAUUGGAGGCGCCGAUUGUGGGGAUUCGGACGACGGUGAUUUCGAGGUCGGAUACCACUGUGUCCACUGAGUCGCAAGAAGAGACGACGACCACCUCGUCCCUCUCCGAAGCCACCACCGCCGUCGCUACCCCCACCUCCACCUCCGGAGCCGGAACCGGAGCCGGAGCAGAAGUAGUCCCCUCCCUCAUCCCCACCCCGGAAAUCCUCAAUCUCCAACGUCUCCGCGUAUCCCUCAACUUCCUCACCUCCUCUUACCUCCCCCCAUCCCUCUCGUCACACCUCAAAUCUUCUCUGUCCAGUCCCUCAUCGGUGGACUUUACCCCCUUAGAUGCCUACCUCGCGCAAUUAGCCAAGCUCCGCCAAGAAGCGGUGGCGUCGCGGUCGCAUAGCGAUUUCUCGCGGAAGCGCAUAGCGGGAGACGAAGAAGAGGCGUUUGAGCGGGCCGAGAAGAGACGCAAAAAGGAAGAGGAAGAAAAGGCGAAAAAGGCGGGUGUGAGUCGGGGAGUCAAGGAGCUGGCCAAGGUGAACACAAGGGGGAUGAUGAAGUUGACGAGUUUUUUUCAGAAGAAGACGUAGCAGUUUUGUUUAGAUAGGGGAAUAGGGGAAAAGGGAAAAGGCAAUGAUAUAAUGUGGGAAGGAUCAUAAAAUGGCGUUUUUUUCUAAAGGUUUCAAUUAAAAG